This is a messenger RNA of Schistocerca americana (American grasshopper), 760 nucleotides long. Its product is annotated as GTP-binding protein Rheb homolog. NCBI's taxonomy places the organism in Eukaryota, Metazoa, Arthropoda, Insecta, Orthoptera, Acrididae. Gene Ontology annotation, biological process: small GTPase-mediated signal transduction. Gene Ontology annotation, molecular function: GTP binding; GTPase activity; GDP binding. The coding region runs from base 156 to 704 and encodes 182 amino acids. The transcript has a single exon. The record is from RefSeq and is a predicted model, not a curated record. Gene Ontology annotation, cellular component: plasma membrane.
UGGUGUUUGAAUGAUUGCUGGUACUGAUGCUAGUGUCGUAUUGUGUGACAGGAAGUUAAGUGCAGGUUAAACGUUUAUUACUUGGCUAUAUGUGUGUAAGUUUCUGUACCACACAAGUGAAUGACUGUGUUUUUCACUGAUAUUGUGAAAUAACAAUGCCACCCAAGCAGAGAAAGAUAGCGAUUAUGGGGUACAGGUCUGUUGGGAAAUCAUCCCUAAGCAUACAGUUCGUGGAAGGGCAGUUUGUCGAUUCAUACGACCCUACAAUUGAAAAUACUUUUACAAAAUCGACUCGUGUCAACAGUCAAGAAUAUGAACUUAAACUAGUGGAUACUGCUGGUCAAGAUGAAUAUUCAAUAUUUCCAGCACAAUAUUCAAUGGAUAUUCAUGGUUAUGUACUUGUGUAUUCAAUUGACUCUGCAAAAUCAUUUGAAGUUGUACAAAUAAUAUAUGACAAACUACUUGAUAUGACAGGGAAAGUCCAUGUUCCAAUUGUUUUGGUUGGAAAUAAAACUGAUCUGCACAUGGACCGAAUUGUAAGCAGUGAGGAAGGGAAGAGGUUGGCUGAUUCCUGGAAAGCUGCAUUCCUUGAGGCGUCAGCAAAACAGAAUGAGUCUGUUGCAGAUAUUUUUCACACGGCAUUGUUGGAAAUAGAAAAAGCCAAUGGCAAUGUACAAGAAAAAUCGAGUUGCACCAUUUCUUGAAAGAAGAUUAUUUUAGCUGAAGUUGCACAUAUAAUAUACAAAUGUUAUUUUUUGUU